AUGACAACAUCAGAUACAGUUUUUUUAUUGAUUUCUUGGAUCUUCAUAAAUAUUAGCAUUCCUAAAGGUCAUUGUUGCCCUUAUAAUGAUUAUGAAUAGGCCUUAUUAUCGGUUGAAUUUCCAUUUGAGAAAAACUUCUUUGAAGCUUUUGUUAUUUUAGAAGUAGGAGAUUCAUUUGGUUUUGGAUUUUGGAGUCUUUGCAUUCCACAAUAAACUUUUAAGAAUAUUCCUUAUGUAGAAAAAGAAUUCCUUGUAAAUGAUGAUGAAAUAGGCCAAUUAUUAUUUUUAGUGAAGGGAAGUACAAGUAAUUCAGUGUUAGGAUUUGUUCAAAUAGAUUACUUAAAUUUGCUUGUUUAUCAUACAAUAAUUAUUUUAGGAAGUACUGUGUAAGUCUUACGCUUCGAUUAUUAACCAAAAUUUUAUAAAGGCUAAUGGAUUUUGAACGUCAUAACUUUUAAUUUCAAUGAUGGGAAAAUAAUUAUUCAAAUGACAGAUUAAAUGAGUCAAAGUGGGACAAUGAAUAUUGGAUAAGACUACAUUUAAAUAAUUUAGGGAGGAAGAGGCAAUGUAAACAAUAUUUAUUUAUAUCAAAAUUAGAUUGAGAAUUUCAACCUUAAUAUUUUCAAAGGAAGACUGUCAAAGAUAUUUGUAAACAAAGUUGAAUAUCUUGGUUAGGAUUUAUUUUAAUAUAUGAGUGAUUUAUGUUAAGUUCCUCGUCAAAAAUAAGAUGAAUAAAUAGUUUACUUUGUUAAAGAUUUACAAAUUUUUGAAGGUGACACAUCUCUUCAAUAUACAGUAAAUUAAUUUGGAAAUAAAUUCUGCCUUUCUGGAUGGAUUAAAUAUGAUACAUCAAAAGUGAUUUAAAAUUCUAUAUAACCUGUCAUUAGAAUAAGUCUUUUUAAAAAUUAUUCAGACAGAGAAAAAUUUGGAGAUGAAAUAUUCUUAAUGUAAGUUUAUUUUAAUAAACUUGUGCCUUCUUAUACUUAGAUUAUAAUUAAUUAGAAUUAUCAUAACAUCCCAAUCAUGGGACAUUUUGCAAAUUCUGAUCUAAUAUCUAUAUACUCUCAUCUUUUAUAUGACAUGUUUUCUGAUCUUUAUUAUUAAGGAUUACAGUAAUGGCAUUUUGUAAAAUAUGAAUAUGGCUCUUCAAUAGCUGGAAGAAGAAGUUUACUACAAAUUUAAUUCUUUAAUUAAUUAAAUGUUUAGGAAAUUUCAAGUGAUAUUUCUCUUCCAACUAAUUCCCCUUAUUAUGUAUAUUUGGGAUCAGAUGAGUUUGUGAAUGAGUUGCUAUGGGCAUCAAUUUUUGAUUUUAAAUUUGAAUAUAAUUACUUUGAUGAUAAGAUACUAUUAUUUAACGGUAUAAAUGAAUAUUUUGAUCUUUAGCUUGCCAUUACUCCUGCUUAACUUGUGAUGGACCACUUUAGAAUAAUUGUAUAAGUUGUGAACCUGGUUCUAAUAGAUAAUAUUUAAAUGAAUAAAAGAAAUGUUAAUGCCUUAAUAGUUAUAUCGAAAUUUCUGGAGAGACAGUUUGCCAAUCAUUUGAGUAUAAAUUCUCAUCAGUUGAGUUACUUUAAAGAACACAUGAAAUGACCCAAACUUGUUAAUUUGGAUAUUUUAUCUUUCCAAAUGAAUAAGGUUAAAUUGAUUGUUUAAAAUGGUAAAAUUAUAUUAAUUUUUAAGUCCAUAAUCAAAUUAUAUUGAUAUUUUAUGUGUAGAUUGUAUUUAUUAUCCAUUAAUAUGGUAUUUAAAGCCAAUUUGCAAAAUUGAUUUAAUAUCUUAUAAAUUAACACUUUAUGAUGCCUAUAAAUAUUCAGAAAGAGAUCAAUAUGAUUAUGAUUUCAACUUGAUUGACUAAAAUAGGUAGUUACUCCUUAAAUCAGGUUAUUUGGAGUAUUGUGAUUAAGAAUUAGAUUCCAUCAACUGUUUUUAAGCAAAUGAUGAACAUUUAGGAUAAACGAUUUAUGUCAGAUGUAAGCCUAAUUAUUAUUAAUUAAAUGGAGAUUGUUUACUCACAAAUAUUAAUUGUUUACAAGCAUCCAUAGAUGGAAGUUGCCAAAAAGUCAAAGAUGGUUUUUAUUUACAUGAUGGCAAUUAUUAUAAUUGCCCUAUAUAUUGUCUAACUUGUAUUUAUAAUAUUGAUUCCAACAUCCUAUAAUGUUAAUCUUGUAUUGAUCACUCUGCUUUAAAUGAUGGAAGUUGCCUUCCUUGUGGUAAUUAUUGUAGCACAUGUUUAAAAUAUUAUGAUAAGAAUAUUAAUAGAUCAUAUUUAAAAUGUUACAAAUGCAUAGAUGAAUCAAAAUAUUUUUUCUCUUUUGACGGAAUUAAUUGUUAAGAAAAUACCAUUAAUUACUGUGAUUAUGCCUUUUAGGCCAUGUCUUAUGAUUAUUAGAUUAAUACCCUUGAUCUUUAUUUUACACCAAGAGAUGAUUGGAAUAAUAUUAUCACAACUUGUGGGAGAUGUAAAUAUGGAUAUGUAAUAAUACUUGAUUCUUAAUUAUGCCUUCGAAUGUAAAGUUAAAUAUGCUAUUUUUCAUAUGCUAAAUAUGUUAUUACAGAUAGCAUAGAUUUUGCCACCCUAGAAUAUAAAAAUGAUGAUGGAGAUUAUUAUUAAACUCCAAAUGGAUUAAUAAUAAACACUGCAGCUGAUGAUUAUGGAUUUUACUUUACAUCACAAUAAUAUUGUUUGAUCUAUGAAGAUUAUUCAUAAGCCUCAAAAAUUAUUUAAUUUAGUUAGCAAUGCCCUGGAUUAAUUGAAAACUGUGCUACAUGUUUAAGAGAGAGAGUAUUAAAAUGGUCAAUUGUUCACAUUUGUCUUGAAUGUAAGAGUGGAUACUAUGCUGAAAGAAUAUCAGGUAAAUGUUAUUAAUGUCCAUCUGAAUUACAUUGCUAUAAUUGUGGUCAACAACAAAAAUUAUCAAAGGACUAUUGGAAAAUCCAAAUCCGAGCAUUUUAUUAAAUUGCAAUUAAUUUUGAUAAUAAUCAUCCUUUUAAACUUUAUGCAUAAAGUGAAGAAAAGGAUGAUUAUGAAAUUUUUUGUACUAUGUGCAUAAAAGGAUAUGAACUAUUGGAUUAAAAGUGCAUAAAAGUAUGUCCUGAGUCAUGUUUAGAAUGUUAAUAUAUCAAUGGUGAGAAUUAAUGUAUAAGAUGUGAAAUGGAUUAACAAGGUAGAAAACUUAGUUUAUAUGAUAAUCAAUGUAUCCCUUGUCCUAAAAAUUGUGGAUUAUGUAGAAUUAGAUCGCAAGAUGAAAUUUCAAUUAUAAAUCCUUUAUUCAAUAAUCAAAAUUACUUCAUGUAUACUUACCAGUGUUUAAAGAGCUAUGAAGAUUAAGACUAUUAUUAUGAUUAAGAAUUAGGAAACUUUAUUCAAUGUUCAAAUGGUGUAAGUUGUGAACAACAGAUCAUUAUUCCAAUAAAUUUGUAUUGCACUUAAUAAGAUUUUAUUUAGACUUUGAAUGAAAUUUAGUCAACUUAUCAAAAGCAUUAGUUUAAAUAAUAAAAUAUUCUAUUGUAAGAUCUUACUUCUGGAAAUAGCUUUAAAGAGGUAAUUAUAAAUGAUAAAAUUAAUGUAGUUUGAAAAUCAUGAUUUUUAUUUGUCAGCCAAUUCUAUGCUCAUUAAGACAAUCAUUAUUAAUGUUGUGAGUGUCAAACCACAAAUAUGCAGAAUUUAUGGAAAUGCAACAAUAUUGUAAAUUUUUAGUGAGAAUAUAUUUUCUACAAUGUAAAUUUUCAAAUUUAAACUAGAAAUGUUGAGCUAAAUAUCUUUUUAAAUUAAAAUACUAUUAUUGAAUUUGAAAGAACUAUUAAUUUCUAAAAUUUUAAUAAAAUAACAAUCUAAGGUGCUCAAUUCAAACCAAUCUAAAAUAAUAAAUUGAAAUAAAUUAUUUUUUAAAGUAAACUACCAUAAACAAUAAUUUUGGAUAAUUUUAAUUAUAAAUAAAUUUCAUAGGAAAAUGAUCAAUCUAAAUUUAUUUUUAAUGAUAUUAAGAACUUAGAAUUAAUCAAUUUCAAAAUAGAAGAUUUAGUACAAAAUAUUGUAAAUAUAUUUAUAUUAAUUGGGGAAACAUCUUAUACCAAAAUAAUAAAGCUUUAAUCUUUCGGGAUUUUUAAUUCUAUCUUUCUAAAUUAAAUUACUCUAUUUUUUAAUCUUAAUAAAAAUGAUAUCAUUUAAAUUGAAAAUUUAUAAGUUUUUGCAACAUUUUAAAACUCAACUUUAAUACAUACUAGUUUAUCAAAAUAAUUUGGAUCUCUUGUCGCUUAAACUAUAAAUCUCUAAGUAGAUGUACUUAACUGUUUAACCUUCUUAAACCUGUAUCUUUUUUAAAAAGUGACUAUUUAUGGCUUAAAAUUUUAGAACUCUAUUAUUAAGAAUUCAACUCUUAUGAUUUUAAAUAAUAGUAGCCAGAUACAUGAACUUAUCUUUAAAGUUUGUAAAUUUAGAGAACUAAGUUAUGGAGUUGUAAAUUCUGAUUAACUUUAAUUGAGUAAUUCACAAAUCGAAUUUUUUAAUGUAAUAAUAGAGUAGAAUGAAUAUCAUCAAACUACAAAAUUUCUUCUAUUUGAUAAAUACAAUAAUGUAAAUUCAAAAAUUUAGAUUAGAAAUAUAUUGAUAUCUAAUAAUUAUGUCUCCUUUAUUUCUCCUGAAUUUUAAUUGAAUACUUAUACCUCCUGUUUAAUCUAUAUUUCUUUUGAUUACAUAAACAUUUUAGAGCUAAACUUAAUUCGAGGUGUUGGAUUAAUAGAUAUCAGUAUAGUUGAGGCUAAAUCAUUAAGAAUAGAGUCUAGUAAAAUUACAUAAGUUGAUGAAUUUAAAUUUCUGGGGCUUCAUUAAUAUAUUGAUUGUUAAUUACAAUAAGUUUAGGGUGAAUAUUAUUUAUAAUCACUCUUAGUUACUUCAGUACUUUAUUUUGAAAUUAUUGACAUGCAAAUUAAAUCAACCUAUUCAUACAAUUCACCAAUUAUAUAUUAUAAAUCAUCUGACAAAGUUUUAAAACAAUAAUUUGAAGUAAUUCAUUUUUAGAAUUUUAUUGUGGAAUCAAAUUUAUAACUUUUAUCCAAUUAGAAAUAUUAAACUGCAAUUAUUUUUAUAGAUUCAAUUCAAUAGACAACUCUAAAACUAUUAAAUAUUACAUUUCUUGGCAAUAUUUUGCAUGAAUAUUUUUAGAAUAGUCUUUAAAUCUCUUCUUUACUUUUAAAUAUAAAUUGUAUUUUGGGAAUAGUCAAUAUAACAAACUCAAAAUUUCUAUAAAAUACUGUUUACAAUAGUACUGAUACAAUAAUUUACAUUAAGAGUCAGAAAUUAGUAUUAUUAAAUUGUACAUUUUAUUAGAAUAGUUAUUUUAAUUAUUAAUUAAUUUAACCUUAUUUAUUAUGGGGAUUUUUAGAAUCUGAAGAAGUAUCGUAUGAACAAAUAAACUAGAUUUUCUAAGUUAAAUCUACUUCUGGAGUUGCUUAAAUUUUGGUAGAGAAUUUAGAAAUUUAAUUUUGUUAUUUUUAAUAAUCUGUAGGAUUCUCUGGGGGAGCAUUGUUGAUUGAAGCUUAAAAAGAUAGUGUUAUAUAAAUUUAAUAUACUACAUUCAAAGAUCUUUCUACUACUUAUUCCUAAGAGUUAGGAUUUGGAGGAGCUAUAUAUUUAGAUGGUACAUCAACAUAGUCUCUUGAAGUUUCUUUUUAUCAAAUUUAGAUCCAAAACAUCACAGCUAAAGAAUCAGGAGGCUUCAUUUACAUCUUAUCUGAUUCUCCAAAAGUAACUAUUAAAUUUUAGAAAUUGAAUAUUCAAAAUGUUUUUGCUAAGUUUGGAUCCAUCCUACAUGUAACUUUUUCUUUUGCAUCUUAAGUUUCUUAAUCUGUAAAUUUAAAAUCAGUUGUUAUCUAAAAUAAAAAAGAAGGUUUUAUCAAUUUCUUAAAUAAAUAUACUUAAAUUUCUAAAACAGAAGAAAUAGCUAUUAUUAAUAACAGAGUCUUAUUUUAUAUUCAUUCAGCUAGCAAUAUAGUCAUUUAAAAUAUAACAAUUAGCAAUUCCAUCUUGGAAUCUAUAUUGCAAAUUAAUUAUGCUUUAUCUGUUUCAAUUUAGAAUUUUUAAAUAUCAAAUAGUAUCAUAAGUAAAUUCCUUUUCAAAUUGAAUUCAAAAUAAUGUAAUUAUAUUUUUAUUAUACUAGAUCUAUACAAUACUAUUUAGAUUAGUGGUUUGAUAAUAUCAAAUAUUACAGUGUCAUUAUAAUUAAAGAGAUAUAGUUGCUAAUAAUAAAAUUAUUAGGAAUAAACAAUCUUUUUUAAAUGCAUUUAAAAUUUCAAAAAUUCAAAAGCACCAUUAAAUUUGUUUUCAUAAUCUAUAUAAUAAAUAACAUACGGUGAUUGCUUAUUAUCUUAGAUAUUAUAAUAAAGUGGAUAAGAAAAUAAUUUUUUAAAUGAUAACACAUAGUCUGGAAUGCUAUUAUUUUUAGACCUUACAGACUCAUCUUAAAUUAAACUAGAUAAUAUUUUAUUUUCAAAAAUAGAUUGCAAAUUUUGUUAGUAUGGUUUAAUAUACUAAUCCUUUUUGAAAGUUGAAAAUCUUUUAAUGAAAUAAUGCAUUUCAGAACUCAAAAUAACAAAUUCUUCAUGUGGGAUUAAUGGUUGUUUUUAUAUCUUUAAAGAGAGUUCAAAUUCAUUUCGAUUACUUAAUAAUUAAGAAAUGUAUUUGUAAUCUCUAAAUUUUGAAAUUUUUAUUGAUAAUUAUAUUUGCCAAUUCAACAGAGCUCAAAAUGGAACUUGUUUAAUUGCUGAAAAUAUAAGAGUAUUGAUUAAAGAUUCUAUUUUUCAAUUCAAUCAUGCCUCAGAAACAGGAGGUGCUAUUUUAGUUAAGAUGAAACAAGAUGUCUUUAUAAUAAAUAGUUGGAUUUCAAAUAAUGAAGCUUAAAUUGGAGGUGGAAUUUAUUUGAUUAAUUAAUAAGAUAUGGAUUAUUAAUCUCUUGGAACUAUUUUCAUUAACAACUAAGCUGGAUUUUUUGGAAAUGAUAAAGCAUCGGAACCUCAAAAAUUAACAAUUACUUUUGAUGAUGAAAACUCAAAAUUAUAAACUCUAACGAUUGAAAAGACACAAGAUUCAUUAAUUUAAUAAGUGAUAGAUUUAUCUCUUGAAGAUGUUUAAAAAUCAUAUUUUUUCUUACCAAGUGGUCAAAGAAUAUCACAUUAUAAAUACUUUUCUUAAGAAGAUAGAUCUUAUUAUCCUUUUAAUUAUAAGUUUAGAUUAAUGGCAUUGAGCAAAGACAAUAGUGUAAUUAAAAAUCUAAAGAACUCAUAUUGUGAAAUAGAGAGUAGAAUUUUAAAUACAUCCAAUAUUAAUGAUCAAUAAUUAUUUAGUAAUAAUCUAACUAAUAUGUAAAAUAUAAGUUUUAAUGAAUCAACAUAAGAUUAUAAUUUAGAUGAUUUUAUUGUCUAUUUUGAUAAUGCCUUGCCUUCAGAAAUAGUAUUAUCAUUAUAAUUUAAAUGUAAUUCAAUUAUAAUUCCUAUAUACAAUUCAUAAUAUCCAUUCAAUCAGAUAAACCAUCAUUCUAAUUAUAAAUUAAGAGUUAAUAUUAAAACUUUGAAUUGUUAAUAUGGAGAGAUAAAAAAUAAUAGUGAUUUUUCAUGUGUUCCUUGUAAUAGUGAUUAAGGUCUUUUUUCUUUAAAACUUAAUUCUUAAAAGUGUGAAUAUAAAGAUGAUAUUUCAACAAUAAGUGUAGAAUCAGCUUUAUUAAAUUUAAAAUUUGGUUAUUGGAGACCAUAUUUUUAAAGCAACAUAGUCAAUUAUUGUAUUAAUUAACCUGAAAAUUGCUUAGGAGGUUGGUAAGAGGGGAACGAUUCUUGUUUUUUAGGACAUAUUGGAGCAUUAUGUGAAUAAUGUGAUUUAUAUAAUACAAGAGGUGAUGGAGAAUAUUCAAUGAGUUAGAAAUAUGCUUGUGGAUCAUGUCAAGAGAAAUAGAAAAAUGUAAUUAUUAUAAUUUGCGUAAGUAUAUGGUAAAAUUUAUUAUUAAUUAUUUAAGGACUUUAAUUUCUAUAUUAGUGUCAGUUCAAAGUAAUUUAAAAACAAUUGAAAAAUUUGUUAAAAUUAUUAGCAUUAUUUUUUUAGGUUUAACAGUUCAAUAAACUAACAAUCAAUCUGGAAUAUUGAUAAAGAUGUUAACAAAUUAUUUAUAAAUAAUUUCAUAAAUUGCUACAUUUUAAUUAAAAUUCCCUAGUGGAUUUCAAAGUACAAUUAAUACAGUUGGAUCUCCAAUAUAGAGUAUGAUUUAUUCAUUAGAUUGCUUUUUAUCUCAUAUAUUUACAUUCGAGAUCUAAUAUGGGAGGAUGAUUUGGUAAAUAAUUAUUCCAUUCAUUUAUAUCAUAUUCUUUUUUCUAUGUUAUUAUUUUGCAGUCAAAUUUAAGUUUGCAACUUUUAAUCGAAGUGUCAUUACAACAACCCUCAUAUAUAUGUACAUAUAUUUACACCCAAGUUUGAUUGGAGGAUUUGUUCAACUAAUUUCGUAUAGAGAGAUCUCAGGUUAUAAAUGGAUUUAAUCAAAUGUUUCCUAGAGAUUUGAUACUCCUGAUCAUGAAAAAUGGAUGAUUCGACUUUGUUUACCUAUGCUUGUAGUUCUUGCAAUUAUUAUUCCAAUAUCUUUCUUUUAUAAUCUUUAUAGUAAUUCUCACUAAUUAAAUGAUAAAAAGGUAAGACUUUAAUGGGGUUAUCUAUAUAAUGAAUAUACUAAAACUGCUUACUUUUGGGAAGUUAUCAAAAUAUCACAAAAAGAAUUAAUGAUCAUCUUCUUGACAUAUUAUGAGGAUAGUAUAAUUUUAAAAGCAACACUUAUUUCACUCAUUUUAGGAGUUUAUUUAGAAUUAAGUUUAAAAUAUAAACCAUAUAAUCUAAAUAGUCUCAAUAAAUUAGAUUAAUAUUCUACAAAUGUUUGCUUAGCUUCAAUCGCUCUAGCCAUCGGUAUCUAUGUUUCAGAAUAAUCAAAUUAACAAGAAAUACAAAUACCUUAUGUUAUUAUAAUUUCAAGUUUGAAUCUUCAUAUUACAUAUAAACUAAUAUCCAAGAUUCUAGUAGAAUACUUGAAGGAAAAGAUAAGCAAUAUUGAUGAAAAUCUGGAUAAACUUAGGUAAUUUAUUAGAAAUACCCUCCCUUUUCUAAAUAAUAUUGCAUUUAUGAGAAGAAUAUUAGCUGACCGCUCUAAAUAGCGUAAUCGAGUUGCUCUUUUGUAUAAUAAACUAAAACAAUUUUUACUCCCUUAAGCUAAAUAAAUAAUAAUCUUUAAAAAUUACUAAUUGCAAAUUGCCAGAUAAAAAUACAGUAAACAAAAUAUUGCUACUCUUCCUUUAAGUCUUGGAAGUCCAGUCCUAGCUAAAGAAUCGAAUUAAUUAAUAAAAACAUCAAUUUUAGAUAGUUCCUUACAUUAUUCUAAAAAUACAAUAACAACUUUUGUUAUUGAAAAAAUGUAUUAUAUAAUUUUAUGAAAAAUUAGUAAAUAGAAUCGAGUUGACUAAAUGGCAGAAAUUUUUCAUAAUCAAAUUUAAAGAUCUUAAAAAGCAACUCCAAAUUUAUAAAGUGAAAAGUAUAUUAAGGAUGACAGCGAAGAGUGA
Molecule: messenger RNA, 9579 nt
Organism: Paramecium pentaurelia
Lineage: Eukaryota; Ciliophora; Oligohymenophorea; Peniculida; Parameciidae
Source: the annotation of a GenBank genome assembly